Messenger RNA from Schistocerca americana (American grasshopper), 1047 nucleotides. RefSeq names its product ADP-ribosylation factor-like protein 3. The record is from RefSeq and is a predicted model, not a curated record. The coding region runs from base 154 to 696 and encodes 180 amino acids. Gene Ontology annotation, cellular component: microtubule cytoskeleton; cytoplasm. Gene Ontology annotation, molecular function: GTP binding; GTPase activity. The transcript has 4 exons. Gene Ontology annotation, biological process: cilium assembly. Lineage: Eukaryota; Metazoa; Arthropoda; Insecta; Orthoptera; Acrididae.
UUAUCGUAGUUGAGAAUAUUAUCUUAGUUGUUUACACUCGUGAUUAUCAACUGUAGCGCCGGGAAGAAUUUGUUUUUGCCAGAGCUGUGUUUAUUUAUGCGAGUGGUAGAAGGAAAUGUAAUAUAUUAACAAAUUAUUAUAAAAGAAAAACAAAUGGGUUUGCUUUCAAUUCUUCGGAAGCUGAAGUCCUCUCCUGAGAAGGAACUCCGCUUAUUGUUGUUAGGCCUUGAUAAUGCUGGAAAAACAACACUACUCAAAAAACUUGCAUCUGAAGAUAUAUCACACAUCACUCCAACACAAGGUUUCAACAUAAAGAGCGUUCAGUCAGAAGGCUUUAAGUUAAAUGUUUGGGACAUUGGUGGACAACGAAAGAUUAGGCCAUAUUGGCGAAACUACUUUGAAAAUACGGAUGUUUUGAUAUAUGUCAUUGACAGUGCCGAUCGUAAACGCCUAGAAGAAACUGGACAGGAAUUAGAAGAGCUGCUGAUGGAAGAAAAGCUUUGUGGUGUACCAUUACUUGUCUAUGCCAAUAAGCAAGAUCUCCUCCAUGCAUUACCAGCAUCAGAAAUUGCUGAAGGCUUAGGACUGCAUACUAUUAAAGAUCGUCCUUGGCAGAUUCAAGCUUGCUCUGCCACUACUGGCGAGGGGAUAAAGGAUGGAAUGGAUUGGGUGUGUAAGAACAUCAAAAGGAAAUAAUUUUGCCAGUUAAAAUGUAUCCAUCAGGUACACUGAUACUCAAUUUUAAUAUUGAGUCAGUACAACAGCCACAUGAGAAUGAGUCUUCAGUGCAAUUGAGAUCUCACUUUUGAUUAAUUGUUUUAGUGUUCCAAGAGUUGUGGACCAUUAAAGGUUUUAGGUGCCUUCUUUUAGUUGUAAGCCAGUUGUUGAUACCCGUAAUGAAUUUUAUUUUUGUGUUUUUCAGCAAGGGUUAAAGAAAUGGCAUUAUGUAGUGUUAUGUGCUGAGAUAUAAAAGAGCGCAUUGUUGUAAUGGGAAGUUUUAAUUUAAUUUUGAUAGAAACUGUAGAUCUGUUUUCAAAAUGAUUGUAC